AAUCAUACUGUUGAACGCUCGUGGUUUUUAGUCCAAGGCCCGUCGUCAGUGCACGUAAUUAACAACAUAUAUUGUACUAUUCGUUUCCGAUUUUGAUUCCGUAUUUUUUAAAAACAAAAAACUGUAAUCAAUAAGUUAGAUGACUAUGUCAAGAAAACUUUAAAUAAAAAAAAAUUCCGUAUUUUUUUGUGGAUUCUUUCUCGCGUCCUCUCAGUUAUCUGAAAAACAUGUCUCUUACAGUCGCUCAAGUUCAUCAACGGCUAAGGCACAUCAUCGACAGUUCGCAUAUGAAUACCAACGAUCAAUUAGAGGCGUUUCAGAUUGUGUUGAAAGACAUCAUGUCGCUUUCAGACAAUCCAGUCAGUUCUGAUGUGAUUGAGAUGUUGAAAGUAAUGAUCGAAAUCUCUGUUGAUAAAAAUGUAAGUUUGGGGAUUUCUCGCCAGAUAUUUAAUGAUUUUAGCACAGAAGUCUUACCUAAUAUGAUAAAAGAACAAUCCAAACAGCUGGCUCUCUUCAUACUGGAUAAAAUGGAUCCUAGGACAGACAGUUUUGAAACUCAAAUGUGCAACAUACGUAUGCAUUUAGCUACCAUUUUUGAGACUGAUAAAAAUUGGAAAGAUGCAGUCCUUGUGCUAAUCGCAAGUACCACCGAUUCAGAACAAAAAAUGCAUACAAUUGAACACAGAUUUGAAAUAUGCAUUAGAAUAGCACGUAUGUACUUAGAAGAUAACGAUGCAUUGCAAGCGCAGUCAUAUAUUAAUAGAGCUUCAAUGUUGAAAAGUAUGAUAACAAAUGAAACUCAAAUGACUUCUUUCAAAUUUACACAUGCACGUGUAUUAGAUUAUCAUCACAGGUUUAAUGAGGCUGCACAUAAAUAUAAUGAAUGUUCGCUCAGCCUAGAUAUUAAUGAAAGUGAACGCACAACAGCAUUAAAAAGCGCUAUUGUAUGUACAAUAUUAUCCCCUGCUGGUCCCCCACGAUUCCGGAUGUUGACAACGUUGUAUAAAGACGAAAGAUGUAAAACCUUGAUGAGAUUUUCAAUUCUUGAAAAAUUGUACCUAUGUCGUAUUAUUAAGCCAAACGAAGUUGACCAAAUAGAAUCAAUGCUUUUACCACAUCAGAAGGCCAAAACAAAAUAUAAUACAUCUUUAUUGACUGAUGCUAUAAUUGAGCAUAACAUGUUAUCGAUCAGCAAAAUAUAUAAAAAUAUAAAAAUUAAGUCACUUGCGAGUUUAUUGAAAGUUGACCAGUAUAAAGCCGAAAGAAUAGCAGCAAAAAUGAUUUCUGAAGAACGCAUGAAAGGUUCAAUUGACCAGAUUGACGGUUUUAUUCACUUUAAAUCUCAAAUUGAAGCCAAUACCAUACUAACCUGGGAUAAGAAUAUUGAAUCUCUGUGCUAUCAUGUUAAUCAUAUUUAUGAAAUGAUGUAUGCUGACUCAUCAAUUCGUGAAUGGAUGAAUAAGCAUUUCGAUAAUCAAAUGUCUUUAUAAAUGUAUGUAAUACUAUAAUAUUUUUCUUAAUUUAUGUUAGUAACAUUGAUUUUUUUUCGUUUUG
Myzus persicae (green peach aphid) is the source of this 1554-nucleotide messenger RNA. Its product is annotated as COP9 signalosome complex subunit 4-like. Gene Ontology annotation, cellular component: COP9 signalosome; cytosol. The record is from RefSeq and is a predicted model, not a curated record. Lineage: Eukaryota; Metazoa; Arthropoda; Insecta; Hemiptera; Aphididae. The coding region runs from base 228 to 1490 and encodes 420 amino acids. The transcript has 9 exons.